Penicillium malachiteum is the source of this 852-nucleotide messenger RNA. Its product is annotated as Decarboxylase NovR. Lineage: Eukaryota; Fungi; Ascomycota; Eurotiomycetes; Eurotiales; Aspergillaceae. Gene Ontology annotation, molecular function: actin filament binding. The transcript is spliced from 3 exons. Bases 1 to 852 code for a protein of 283 amino acids. The record is from RefSeq and is a predicted model, not a curated record. Gene Ontology annotation, cellular component: cytoskeleton.
AUGGCACCCCCAGCAGCUAUCGAUACAGUCACCGAAAAUGUGCUUCCUAAGUCAGCCGACGGCAAGAAAGCCGUGCUGCCAAUCCCGACUAUGCCAGUCGAGGAGGACAAGCUCAAACAGCGUGAACAAUUAAAGGGCCAGCUGGCAGCUGCGUUUCGCAUCUUUGGAAAGUUUGGCUAUGAUGAAGGUGUUGCCGGACAUAUCACUAUUCGAGAUCCCGUCGACCCAACCACAUUCUGGGUAAACCCAUUCGGUACAGCCUUUUCAUUGAUCAAGGCCUCGGACUUGAUCCAGGUUGACCACUCAGGCCAAGUUAUUGCUGGUGGUGCGAAUCGCAUGCUUAACUCGGCGGCUUUCAUGAUUCAUGCAGCGAUCCAUACAGCUCGUCCCGAUGUGAUCUGUGCAGCUCAUAGCCACAGUAUCUAUGGGAAGGCAUUUGCUUCGCUGGGUCGACCACUUGAUAUUAUCACGCAGGAUUCCUGUGCCUUUUAUAAUGACCACGCAGUGUAUAAACAAUUCAGAGGUGUUGUUCUGGCAGAGGAAGAAGGCCACGCUAUCGCAGAGACGUUGGGCGGUAAGAAAGCAGCAAUCUUACAGAACCACGGUCUGCUCACGGUCGGUCAGACUGUUGAAGAAGCCGUCUACUGGUUUGUUUGUCUGGAGAAGUGUUGCUACGCUCAGCUCUUAGCAGAUGCCGCUGCUGCAGGUCGGGGCGGGGCUACCAUCAAGAUCGACGAUGCCGACGCUGCCGAAACAUAUAAAACAGUGGGAACUCACGGAGCUGGGUGGUUUAGUGCAAAGCCAAUGUUUGAUAUAAUCCACCGAGAGACAAAUGGGGAAUAUCUGGAGUAA